Indicator indicator is the source of this 1632-nucleotide messenger RNA. It is a transcript of the gene EME1, whose product is annotated as essential meiotic structure-specific endonuclease 1. Gene Ontology annotation, biological process: resolution of meiotic recombination intermediates; replication fork processing; double-strand break repair. The transcript is spliced from 8 exons. The coding region runs from base 1 to 1632 and encodes 543 amino acids. NCBI's taxonomy places the organism in Eukaryota, Metazoa, Chordata, Aves, Piciformes, Indicatoridae. Gene Ontology annotation, molecular function: nuclease activity; DNA binding. The record is from RefSeq and is a predicted model, not a curated record. Gene Ontology annotation, cellular component: nucleus; Holliday junction resolvase complex.
AUGGCAGAGAGCGAGUCGAUGUCUGCUGACAGCGACGGAGAGGAGCUGCCUACCUUAGCCUCCCUCCUGCAGCCACCCCCCGGCCAGCUGGACCUCCGGCCCACCCUGUCUCCUGCUCCCAAGGUGGUGAGGGUGGCAGAAGCAUUUGUAAUGGUAAGCAGUGGAAGCGAAGAGGAGGAGGUGGAAGUCAUCCUUUUACCUGAGAGGAUCAAGAGGAGGGUGGAAGCAAAAAGAAAGACGGCUUUUGAGCCCCUCCAGCUGAACGAUGCAGGAGGUGGUAGCGGUGGCCUGCUGGCACCUGGCAGCAAAGGGCCCCAGGAAGACCUGUUGUUUGGAGAUGUGCCCUUUGGCAACCAAGAUGGCACACACAAUGCUGAGAGGCCCUCCUUGUGCACAGUGCCAGCCUCUCAAUCUGACUCCACAGACCAGCCUAGUAAGCUCCUGCUAAGUGGAGCAAGCCCAGAAACAUCCGCCGGCCACAAAAAGCCAAAAUAUAGUCAGAAGGAAAGGGAGGCAAUCCGACAGGCUGCGCAGCAGAAGCGGAAAGAGCAAGAAGCACAGAGAAGGCAGCAGGAGCAGGAAAAGGAGAGGAAGAGGGCCGUUGCCAAGAUGCUGAAAGCUCAGCUACCAGGGGAAUGCCAGAAAUACAUAACUGUGGUGCUAGAUGAAGUUCUCUUUCAGGUAGAUGGCAGUGGAUGGGUCCUUAAUGCUUUGCAGGCUGCAAAUUAUUCUUCUGUGGUCGGAAAUCAAGCUGUUCCCUGCAGCAUCACCUGGCGGAGGAAGACUGUAUCAUCUCAGGUGGAAGAAGGAGAUGAAUGGAGAGAAGAACCAAAUGUCCUGGUUCUGCAUCGCUUGGAGGAGUUUUUGUCCAUGGUUCGCAACUACAAAGAAAAGGCUCAGGGCUUCACAGAAGGACAGAAGGAGACCCUGCAGAGCUACGUAGCUCAUGUGAUGGAUAAAAUGCCUGGGAAAAUUCUGGCACUAGCGGUAGUUGGAGUAGAAAAUUAUUUCAGAUCCCUCAGAGUUCGGUCAAAAAAGAGACUGCAGCAGGCAGCAGCAAGUGGAAACCAAGAAGUGGAACAGAAGAAAACAAGAAAAAGGAAAGUUAAGGAUUCUGACCUGGAGAUAACAAGAAUGGAUGUGGAAGAAGCCUUGGUGGAUCUGCAGAUGAACAAACAGGUCCAAGUUACCUUUUUUGAGAGCUGGGAGGAGCUUGGAGAAUUUGCCACUAUGUUCACAAAAGCUGUAGCUGAAGCACCAUUCAAGCAAGAGCGAGCAAAGACAGGGUUUUCUUUCUACUUAGAGAAGAGGUGGUGUGGAGGGGUGAAGGUGGAUUGUUCUGGAAAGGGUCUGUUGGAAGUUUGGAAGAGACAGAUACAACAAUUUAACCGGGUGAGCCUCGAGAUGGCCGAGGCCAUUGUGUCUGCAUAUCCUUCUCCUCAGCUUCUGACCCAGGCUUACAGCAGGUGCUCCUCUGAGCAGGAGCGGGAAAACAUGCUGGCUAACAUCCCUGUGCACCGUGGGGACAGUGUGACAGCCACCUCCCGGCGGGUUGGACCAGACCUCUCCCGACGGAUCUAUCUGCAGAUGACUUCCCACCAUCCUGAUAUCUACUUGGAUUUCACUGGGUAG